CAAUGUUUUCUCCACAAUGAGUUGUUGGGAUUUUAAAUGCUUUUGACCUUAAACAUGUUUCUCAGGCUCCAUCUUCUUGUCCUGAUCAUUCUUUGACAACCAUUUCCUCUCAUCUCUUCCAUGUCUUCCUCCCGUUAUGACUCCGAUCUCCAUGAUGACUUUUUCCGUGAAUGGUACCAGGACGACAAUAGAAAGUAUGAUGUGUUUAUGAGUUUCAGAGGAAAAGACACGCGUGCUUCUUUCACUUCACAUCUCUAUGCCGCUCUUAAGAAUGCAGGAAUCACUGUUUUCAAGGAUGAUGAGACACUUUCAAGGGGAAAACACAUCUCACACUCGCUGCGGCUGGGAAUAGAACAGUCUCGAAUUUCUGUUGUUGUUUUCUCGAGAAAUUACGCAGAGUCGCGGUGGUGUUUGCAAGAGUUGGAGAAAAUAAUGGAGUGUCACAGAACAACAGGGCAGGUAGUACUACCUGUGUUCUAUGAUGUUGAUCCCUCUCAGGUACGUCAUCAAAAAGGCCACUUUGGGAAAGCAUUUGAAAAGCUUCUGAAUACGAUUUUAAAAGAGAUAGGAGAUAAGUGGCCGCAAGUUGUGGGAUGGAGGGAGGCACUUCACAAAGCGACUCAUAACCAAAGGUGUUGGAAAAACUCGCACGUUAACCUUUGGAGGAAGGGACUUUGUGAGGCUGGUGGCGUCCCAGUGGUUGUUGUCUUCAGCUCCAGUGGAGAAACGGAGAUUGCUAAUGAGAUAAGCCUCAUCCUUAAGCAUUGGAGGGAGGCACUAUGUAAGGCUGCUGGCAUCGUUUUAAAUUGCAGUCCGCAACCGCAACUACGGUCCCAACAUAACGGUUAUUUGACUGUUUGCAACUGCAUCAAGACAGCAGUUACAGUCGCAUCCGCUGCAUUUUCCUGCAAUUGCUCACCACAAUAUAAAGAUUGUUUGACUCGCCGCAACCACCAUUCACCGCCAGAAAUGUCUGCAACCAUCUCAGGCAGUGCAGUCUUAAAUUCCAGUGUUGAAAUGGAGAUGGCUAAUAAUGAGAUAGACGACCUCAUCCAGAGUUGGAAGGAUGCACUUCAUAAGGCUGCUGGCAUCUCAGGGGUUGCAGUCUUAAAUCACCGAGGAGAAAUGGACACUUCUAAUGAGAUAAACCAAUUCGUGAAGCGUUGGACGGAGGCCCUUCGUGAGGCUGCUAGCAUCUCAGGGGUUGUAGUCCAAAAUUUCAAGAAUGAAAGUGAGGCUAUCAAACAUAUUGUUGAAAAUGUUACCCAUUUGUUAGACAAGACAGAGUUGUUUGUUGCCAAUAAUCCAGUGGGAGUAGAACAUCGAGUGCAAGAAAUGAUUCAGUUGCUAGACCAAAAACAAUCAAAUGAUGUUUUACUACUAGGGAUGUGGGGGAUGGGAGGCAUUGGUAAAACAACAAUUGCAAAAGCCAUUUACAAUAGGAUUGGCCGCAAUUUUGAUGGAAGGAGUUUCCUUGCACAUAUUAGGGAAGAUUGGGGGCAAGACUCUGGUCAAGUGUAUUUACAAGAACAACUUCUUUUUGAUAUUGACAAAGAAACAAAUGCAAAGAUACGUAACGUUGAAUCAGGAAAAAUUAUAUUAAAGGAAAGACUUCGUCAUAAGAGGGUAUUGCUUAUACUUGAUGAUGUGAAUGAACUAGACCAAAUGAAUAUUUUGUGCGGAAGCCAUGAAUGGUUUGGUCCAGGGAGUAGAAUAAUCAUCACAACCAGAGAUAUUAGUAUACUUAGAAGGGGAGGAGUUGACAAAGUGUACAAAAUGAAAGGAAUGAAUGAAGUUGAAUCAAUUGAGCUUUUUUGUUGGCAUGCAUUCAAGCAAGCCAGUCCUAGAGAAGAUUUUAUCGACCUUUCUAGAAAUGUAGUUGUAUAUUCUGGGGGAUUGCCACUAGCUCUUGAAGUCCUUGGGUCCUAUUUGUUUGAUAUGAAAGUAACAGAAUGGGAAAGUGUAUUAGAGAAACUCAAGAGAAUUCCUAAUGAUCAAGUACAAAAAAAGUUAAAAAUAAGCUAUUAUGGUUUAAGUGAUGAUACAGAGAGGGAAAUAUUCCUUGAUAUAGCUUGUUUCUUUAUUGGAAUGGAUCGAUUUGAUGUUAUACGCAUAUUAAAUGGUUGUGGACUUUUCGCAGAAAUUGGAAUAUUUGUCCUUGUAGAGAGAAGCCUCGUAUCUGUUGAUGAUAAGAACAAGCUUGGAAUGCAUGAUUUAUUACGAGACAUGGGAAGAGAAAUUAUUCGUGAAAAGUCGCCAAAGGAGCUUGAGGAGCGUAGCAGGUUAUGGUUUCGUGACGAUGUGCUUGAUGUAUUAUCAAAAGAAACUGGAACAAAAGCUAUUGAGGGACUAGCUUUGAAGUUACCAAAAGCUAAUACAGAAAAAGUUCGCACCAAAGCUUUUAAGAAGAUGAAGAAACUCAGGCUGCUUCAACUUGCUGGUGUUGAACUUGUUGGAGAUUUUGAAUACAUUUCCAAAGAUCUUAGAUGGCUUUGUUGGCAUGGAUUUCCUUUGACAUGCAUACCAAGAAACUUUUAUCAAGGAAGUCUAGUUUCCAUUCAGUUAGAAAACAGUAACAUUACAAUUUUGUGGAAAGAGGCACAGUUGAUGGAGAAGCUGAAAAUUCUUAUUCUUAGCCAUUCUCAUUACUUAACACACACUCCAGACUUUUCGAAUUUGCCUAAUCUUGAAAAACUAGAACUCAUAGAUUGUCCAAGGUUGUGUGAGGUUUCCGAUACCAUUGUACAUCUCAAUAAAGUUCUUCUAAUAAGUUUUCAAGAUUGUAUCAGACUUCGAAAACUUCCAAGAAGUAUCUAUAAGUUGAAAUCUCUUAAAACACUCAUUCUUUCUGGAUGUUUAAAGAUUGACAAGUUGGAAGAAGAUUUGGAACAAAUGGAAUCUUUAACAACCCUUGUGGCUGAUAAGACUGCAAUAACAAGAGUGCCAGUUUCAAUUGUUAGAUCAAAAAGCAUUGGAUAUAUUUCUCUGUGUGGCUAUGAAGGAUUGUCACAUGAUGUGUUUCCUUCCAUCAUUUGGUCUUGGAUGUCACCAAUGAACAGUCUCUCUUCUCGCAAUCAAACAUUUACGGGCAUAUCAUCUCUUGUUUCACUAGAUGUGCCAAAUACAAGUUCCAAUCAUUUAUCAUAUAUUUCCAAAGACCUUCCAAAGCUUCAAAGUCUUUGGGUAGAGUGUGGCUCAGAACUUCAACUUUCUCGAGAUGUAACAAGUAUUUUGGAUGCUUUAUAUGCCACACAUUCUGAAAAAUUGGAAUCAACUACAUCACAAAUGUAUAAUAUGAAAUGCAACAAUGUAGUUUCCAAUUCAGGAUCAAAUUCCUUGAGAUCACUUUUAUUUCAAAUAGGAAUGAGUUGUGAAAUCACCCAUAUUCUGAGACAAAGAAUUUUACAGAAUAUGACUACUAGUGAUCAUCAAGCUUGUUUGCUCCCCGAUGAUAGUUAUCCAGAUUGGUUAGCCUUCAAGAGUGAAGGUUCUUCUGUGACUUUUGAAAUCCCUCAAGUGAAUGGGCAUUAUUUGAAGACAAUGAUGUGCCAUAUCCAUUAUUGUUCCCCAGACAACAUAACAUCAGAUGGCCUCAAAAAUUUGUUAGUGAUAAAUCACACAAAGGCCACCAUUCAACUUUAUAAGAGAGAUUCAUUAGACGCCUUUGAAGAUGAGGAGUGGCAAAGGGUACUAUCAAAAAUAGAGCCCGGAAACAAAGUGCAAAUUGUUGUUGUUUUCUGGAGCAUAUUAAAGGUUAACAAGACAACAAUUUAUCUCAUAUAUAAGCAUGGAUAAAAAAUAGAAGACUUCCAUGCACCAAAUAAGAAUUUAUGCAAAACCGAAGAAGUAAAGAAGAAAGCACAUACUGAGAUGAUUAGCGCAGAUCUUGAGCAUCUUGGAUUGCCUCAUGAGAUGGCUAACAUUGCCAGAAGCCUUAUGCUUCAGGAACUUCACGGUGCCGGUGCCUUGCUCCUUCCACUGGUUCUCAUCCUUGUCAAACCGCUUUUUUCUCCUCCCAUUAACAUUUUUCCUUCAUUCAAUUCAAUUCUGAAACCAUUUGGGGAUUUCUUUUUUCUGAUGGAGAGCCUAACCGAUAGAACAGAAUUGCAUCACAGUGGGGAAAUGAGAGACGGACAAAGCAGCAUCAUCACCCAACUAGCCCUGACGCCGGAAACCGCGAGCGUUCUCAAGGAAUCAAUCGCAAUGGCCCGCGAGAAGAAACACCUUCAUACCACUCCGCUCCAUGUGGUGGCCAAGCUUCUCGAUUCCCCAUCGGGAUUCCUGCACCAAGCCUGCAUGAAAUCGCAACCGACAUCUUACCCACUUCAGUACCAGGGGCUGGAGCUAUGCUUAAAUGUGGCCAUGAACCGAUUGCCUAUGAGCAUUUCUUCCAUGGAGCCACUAAUCUCCAAUUCCUUGAAGGCUGCCUUCAAGCGAAUCCGUGCCCAGCAGCAUGGCAGGCAGCCUCCAUCCACGGACAAAGUCGAACUCGAACAGUUAAUCUUAUCCAUUUUGGACGACCCCAGCGUGAGCAAGGUCAUGAAGGCAGCCGGUUACUCAAGCCCCGACAUUAGCGCCACCUUCCAGCGGGGGCGCAAGUAUGAAGUGUUUAUUAGUUUCAGAGGGGAAGACACGCGUUCUUCUUUCACUUCUCAUCUCUAUGCCGCUCUUCAGAAUGCCGGAAUCAUUGUUUUCAAGGAUGACGAGUCACUUCCAAGGGGACAUCACAUUUCAGACUCACUGCUUCUCGCUAUCGAACAGUCUCAGAUUUCUGUUGUUGUUUUCUCAAGAAAUUAUGCAGAUUCCCGAUGGUGUUUAAAAGAGUUGGAGAGAAUAAUGGAGUGCCACAGAACCAUAGGGCAUGUGGUAGUGCCUGUGUUCUAUGAUGUUGAUCCCUCUGAAGUACGUCAUCAAACUAGCCACUUUGGAAAUGCAUUUCAAAACCUUUUAAACAGAAUGUCCAUAGACUUAAAUUCCAGUGGAGAAAUGGAGAUGAUGCUUAAUAAUGAGACAAACCUCCACGGAAAGAGUUGGAGGGAGGCACUUCGUGAGGCUGCUAGCAUCUCAGGGGUUGUAGUCCUCGAUUCCAGGAAUGAAAGUGAGGCUAUUAAAAAUAUUGUUGAAAAUGUUACACGUUUGUUAGACAAGACAGAGUUAUUCAUUGCUGAUAAUCCAGUGGGAGUAGAAUCUCGAGUACAAGAUAUGAUUCAACUGCUAGACCAAAAACUUUCAAACGAUGUUGAACUAUUAGGGAUAUGGGGAAUGGGAGGCAUUGGUAAAACAACCAUUGCAAAAGCCAUUUUCAAUAAGAUUGGCCGCAACUUUGAGGGAAGGAGCUUCCUUGCACAGAUUAGGGAAGCUUGGGAGCAAGAUGCUGGCCAAGUCCAUUUACAAGAACAACUCCUAUUUGAUAUUGACAAAGAAUCGAAAACAAAGAUACCUAACAUUGAAUUAGGAAAAAACAUAUUGAAGGAAAGACUUCGCCAUAAGAAGGUACUUCUUAUACUUGAUGAUGUCAAUAAAUUGCACCAGUUGAAUGCUUUGUGUGGAAAUCGUGAAUGGUUUGGUUCAGGGAGUAGAAUAAUCAUCACAACCAGAGAUAUGCAUAUACUUAGAGGGAGAAGAGUUGACAAAGUGUACACUAUGAAAGAAAUGAAUGAAGAUGAAUCUAUUGAGCUUUUUAGCUGGCAUGCAUUCAAGCAACCAAGUCCUAGAGAAGAUUUUACCGAACUUUCUAGAAAUGUAAUUGCUUAUUCUGGGGGAUUGCCACUAGCUCUUGAAGUCCUUGGUUCCUAUUUGUUUGACAUGGAGGUAACAGAGUGGAAGUGUGUUUUGGAGAAACUUAAGAAAAUUCCUAAUGAUGAAGUACAGGAGAAGUUAAAAAUAAGCUUUGAUGGUUUAAAUGAUGAUACUGAGCGGGAAAUAUUUCUCGAUAUAGCUUGUUUCUUUAUUGGGAUGGACCGAAAUGAUGUUAUCCAUAUACUAAAUGGAAGUGAACUUUAUGCUGAAAAUGGAAUACGUGUCCUUGUAGAGCGAAGUCUUGUUACUGUUGAUAAAAAGAACAAGCUUGGAAUGCAUGAUUUGCUACGAGACAUGGGAAGAGAAAUCAUCCGUGUGAAAUCACCAAAGGAACCUGAGGAGCGUAGCAGGUUAUGGUUUCAUGAGGAUGUGCUUGAUGUAUUAUUAAAAGAAAGUGGAACAAAAGCUGUUGAGGGAUUGACUUUGAUGCUUCCACGGAGUAAUACAAAAUGUUUGAGUACUACAUCUUUCAAGAAGAUGAAGAAACUCAGGUUACUUCAAUUUGCUGGUGUUGAACUUGCUGGAGAUUUUAAGAAUCUUUCAAGAGAUUUGAGAUGGCUAUAUUGGGAUGGAUUUCCUUUCAAAUGCAUACCAGCAGACCUUUAUCAAGGAAGUUUAGUUUCCAUUGAGUUAGAAAAUAGCAAUAUCAGCCAUAUGUGGAAAGAGGCCCUGUUGAUGGAAAAGCUGAAAAUUCUGAAUCUCAGUCAUUCUCAUUAUUUGACACAGACCCCAGACUUUUCAAACUUACCAUAUCUUGAAAAGCUAAUACUCAUAGAUUGUCCAAGACUAUUUGAGGUUUCUCAUACCAUUGGACAUCUCAGGGAUAUCGUGCUGAUAAAUUUGGAAGACUGUGUUAGCCUUCGUAACCUUCCAAGAAGCAUUUAUAAUUUGAAAUCUCUGAAAACUCUUAUUCUUUCUGGAUGUUUAAUGAUUGACAAGUUGGAAGAAGACUUGGAACAGAUGAAAUCUUUGACAACACUGAUUGCGGAUAGGACAGCAAUAACAAGAGUGCCUUUUUCAGUAGUACGGUCAAAUAGCAUUGGAUAUAUUUCUCUAUGUGGCUAUGAAGGAUUCUCACGUGAUGUAUUUCCUUCUAUCAUUUGGUCUUGGAUGUCACCAACAAAUAAUCCUUUAUGCCUAGUCGAGUCUUACGCGGGUAUGUCAUCUCUUGUUUCUUUUAAUGUGCCAAAUAGUAGUAGUUCCCACGAUCUUCUAACUAUUUCCAAAGAACUGCCAAAGCUUAGAAGUCUUUGGGUGGAAUGCAACUCCAAACUUCAACUAUCUCAAGAUACAAGAAUAAUUUUGGAUGCUUUACAUGCUGACACAAAUUUUGAGGAAAAAGAAUCAAGUACCACAACUACAUCACAAGGCCCAAACACAAAAACUUCUGCAUUAAUUGAAUGUAGCAAUCAAGAGCACAUUUCUGGAUCAAAAAGUUCUUUGAAAUCUCUUCUAAUUCAAAUGGGAACGAAUUGCCAAGGCUCCAAUAUUCUAAAAGAAAACAUUUUACAGAAUAUGACUACAAGUGGGUGUGACAGUGGUUUGUACCCAGGUGACAAUUAUCCUGAUUGGUUAACCUUCAAUUGUGAUGGUUCUUCUGUAAUUUUUGAUGUCCCUCAAGUGAAUGGGUAUAACUUGAAGACAAUGAUGUUCAUUAUCCACUCUUUUACCCCUGACAACAUAACAUCAGAUGGCCUUAAAAAUGUGUUGGUGAUAAAUCACACAAAGUUCACCAUUCAGCUUUAUAAGAGAGGCACAUUAGUAUCCUUCGAAGAUGAAGAAUGGCAGAGAGCAGUAUCAAAUAUAGAACCUGGUAACAAAGUGGAGGUUGCUGUUGUUUUUGAGAAUGGGUUCACUGUGAAGAAGACAACAGUUUAUCUCAUUUAUGAUGAACCAAAUCCAAAUGACAAGAAAUUAGAGUAUUGCCAUGCAUCUGAUAAGAAUGUUGUUGUUUCCGGUCGCGAUGAAAAUGUAUCUGUUGUUGGGUGGAUUUCUCCUCAAGUGGAAUCCACCAAUGACUUUAAACAAAAACAGAAAAGAAGAAAAUUUGAAUGAGGAUAAAAGAUGGUGAUGAAAGGAUAGUUGGGUAAACAUAGAUUCUUUGGAGUCUGCAAACCUUAGAUUGGUGCUUCUGGCUGUGGUGGAUUGACCAAGGAAAGUUUCAGACAGAGGAUUAAAGGUUUGAAGUGUAGAUUGGUGGUUAUCAAUGCUCUUGUUGCUGAAGCGUAGGGUGCUUGGGAAACAUGUACUCUUGGGUUGGGAUCUUGGUUUCAAAUGAGUCCAACUUGUGCUAGCGCAUUAAAAAGGAAGCACAUACAUUUUGGAUACCAGUGAUCAUAACAAAGGUAUGAUAACAAUUACAUGACACCAGUGAAUUUCUGCUUUAAACAAGAAAAUGCUGAAAUGCAGGGGACAUUACUUUUUCUUUUGCAUUGAAUGGCUGAUAGACCAAAUUACUAACUAAUUUUUCACGUAACUACUGUCUUGAAGUUAAUGCAAUUAGAUUGAAGUUUGGGUUUUUGCUAUGUUUGAUAAAUGUUCUUUAGAAUCUUGAAACAAUGUUGAGUAACAAUGGUAGUGGGUAGCUGGUUUUUUUC
Glycine soja is the source of this 8396-nucleotide messenger RNA. RefSeq lists its product as uncharacterized. NCBI's taxonomy places the organism in Eukaryota, Viridiplantae, Streptophyta, Magnoliopsida, Fabales, Fabaceae. Gene Ontology annotation, biological process: signal transduction; defense response. The record is from RefSeq and is a predicted model, not a curated record. Gene Ontology annotation, molecular function: ADP binding; ATP hydrolysis activity.